AUGAAAGGAGCAGACAACACUCCCUUGAAGAUUUUGGAGUUGAAGCCAGAAUCCUCAGAAGUGGAGAUUCUCAAAGAUAACUUGGACAAAAUAAGUGUAAAGCUCAAUGAAUCAGGAGCCAGCUAUGUGUCCAUAAUUGCGGUUAUGGGGACGUACCGCACUGGCAAAAGCUUCCUGCUCGAUUUGCUGGCCCGCUAUUUGAAGAAAAAGGCCGCGAAAGAAGCCGCACAGGAGCGGGCACUGGAGAAGGCGCAGCUUGACGCUUUGACUCAAGUCAUGGCAGUUCUCACUGCUGUGAUCUCGCUUCUUCCAGCCGCACUAGCUCAGCAACAGGCCGGCGGAUCAUAUCAGAGAUACCUCGACCAAUACGCUGGUGAUUACAACAAGUACAUUGGCAGCGGUGGAUCUGCGGGUGGGUCUGGAUUUGGCAAGUAUUAUCAGAAAUACAUGGAUCAGUAUUCCGAUUACACCAAGUACAUGAAUGGAGGCCGUGCGGGCGGGAAUGGGUACGAGUCAUUCCUCAGCCAGUAUGCAGGAAAUUUCAUGUCUGGUGAUAAGGCACAGACCACGAAGAACACGAACAUGGUGCAUGGGCCCACUGGGCCUACUCCGGCUAGCCCUGUGAGCCCUGUGGCGCUAGUGGCAGCUGACCAGCAUGCGCAGGCAAAUGAUGGCCACGCAAAGUCCUACAUGGACUUUCAGAGGUAUCUUCAGGGUCAUGGGUCAGAAAGCGGAGACUUCUCUCACUACAUGAAUCAGUAUGCAGGGAACCAGCAGAAAGCUGAAGCGGCGGGCUCGGAAACAGGAGGCUUCUCAAACUUCAUGGACCAGUAUGCGUCUGACUACCAGCAGUACAUGCGCGGCCAUGGCUCUCCGGGACAUCCUGCGCAAGGUGGGGCUUCGUUCGCCCAGUACAUGGACCAAUAUGCGGACUUCCAGAAGUACAUGCAAGGACAGGAUUCACAUGGUGGCCAGUAUGGGAAAUAUUUCAAGCAAUAUACCCAUGGACAAGGUUCACCAGGCAGUGGAGACUACCAACAGUUUUUGGAUUUCCAGCACUACAGUGGCCAAGGAGGUGACUUCUCCAAGUUCAUGAAUGAGUAUGCGAGUGACUACUCCAAGUACAUGGGGCACGGCUCACAAUCACAGGGCUCGCAUGGCUCCCAGGCCGAAGACUUCAUGGCGCAAUAUGCAGAUUACACGAAGUACAUGCAGCGCAUGCAGCAGGGUGGCUCGCCGGGAGAAAGCUACAUGGCCCAAUACAUGGGCCAAGAUGGCCAAACAAGCCAAGGUGGUGGUUCGGACUACUCCAAGUUCAUGGACCAAUAUGCGAGUGGCUUCGCAAACAUGGGGCAAGGCUCGGCACGUACUGACAGCGCCAAGGCAGACGUGAACUAUCAGAAGUUUAUGCAGGGGCAGGCUUCACAUCCUGGGGACUUUUCUCGUUACAUGGCCAAGUAUGCAGACUACCAGAAAUUCAUCCAGAGCCAGGCCAACAAGGAAGGCACCGCAGGAAACUCCAAGCACAAGUCUGAUACUCUGGCCAAGAAGGAUUCAGCCUCGUCAGAUAGCAGUGCGACUGCAUCACCAGCACUUCUUGCAGCCGAAACUGCAAGCCAGCCGCCAGAUUUUAAGACUGCUGGCGCAGUUUCUGCAGACUUUCAGCAUUUUUUGCAGAAUCGAAAUUUUGGGAAUUAUACUGGUGCCUUGGACAGGUACAUGAGCACCAGGGGAAGCGAAGCUGCAGGGGACUUUGGAAAGUAUUUCAGUGAGUACAAAAACUUCGAGCAGAACAAGGGCAAACACGAGUCAGCUGAUUUCCAGCACUACAUGAAAGGUUAUGCAGAUGCUUACGCAACGCAUGUGCAAGAGCGCGGCGAUCCAGUUGCGCCGGUAACAAGCGCCGAAGGCAAGUCAGCCGGAUUUCAGAAGUACAUCGCUCAAUAUGCUGGCAACUAUCAGAAGUACAUGCAGGCACAACCGUCUGCGGCUAGCACGCCCACUCUUCUUGCUGCUGGGUCGUCCGUCCAGCCUGCGGAACCAACCCAAGAGCAGCAACGAGAGGAGGAGAAGCUGCAGAAGGAGCGCCAGCGUCUCCAUGCCGAGCUGCAAUCCGAGAAGGACCGCCUUGGUGUUGAGUUACAGACGGAACACGCGCAGCGUCAGGAGGAGAAGGAGCACUUGCGUGCCGAGCUGCAGGCGGAGCAGCAGCAAACAGAGGAGCACCAGGCAACCCAGGCACAUGCAAAACUUGCUCAACCUGCUGUUUUGGUGCAGAGCGCUGGUUCCAAGAUCGUGAAGGUCUCCCCGAUGUUCUUGUGCCUCCUUGUGGCGGGUGGGGCGUGCGCCCUGCUGGAAGCCUACCUGUCCUUGCCCUGUGUCGGUGUCCCUUUCCAUCUUUUGAAGAGAUGCCACCGCUUCCUUGUGCCUAGAGUUCCUAUGUUUUUCUACUCGGAUCCCUUCCUGGACUCUCUGCCCUGGAGAGAGCCGGCUCCUGCACCGACAGAUGACGGCUGGCGUUUCGGCGAGGAAGAUCGAAAGAAGAACAAGCCCCCAGAUUGGGUGCUGGAAGGCGAUGCCUCCCGCAUCCACGAGGGGUCGAAGUUGGACGAAGCUUGCUCCGGCUUUGCAUGGCGUCCUGGAAAGGACAAGUGCACGCAAGGCAUCUGGCUUUGGAGUUCUCCCUUCGUUUUCAGAGAUCAGGAGGGCCGCAAAAUCGCAGUGCUCCUGAUGGACACGCAAGGCGCUUGGGAUGAUACCAUGACCAAAGCACAGAGUGCCACCAUCUUCGGCUUGACAGCCUUGCUUUCGUCAAAGCUGAUAUACAACAUCCAGAACCGCGUGGAGGAAGACAAGUUGGAGAACAUGGACUACAUCACCACGUUCGCGCAAACUGUUUGCAGUGACCUUCCAGGCAAAGAUGCGCCGUUUGGGCACCUGGAGCUGCUCGUGCGAGAUUGGGUGAACUAUGAGGAUGGGUUCAACAUCGGCGAAUGCAAGGAGCAGAUGCGGGAACACCUGGAUGAUCACCUCAGUGAGAAGAAGGUGCCAGAGGACGCCAAACCGCGGGUCGAGCGCCUCAAAUCCACCUUCCGCAGCAUAGCAGCCUGGGGCCUACCUCAUCCUGGCUUGAAGGUGACAAAGCCCACAUACACGGGAGAGAUAGAGGCGAUCGACAGCGACUUCCUGUACUUGUUGGACAAGUUCAGCGAUCAGUUUUUCGGGGGCGGAAAGUUUCCACAGCCGUCAGCUCCCCUGGGCUGUGAGAUCACCACGACAGGUUUCCAGCAGGUUGUCAUGAACUUUGCCAAGGCGUUCAAAGAAAAUGCGCAAGACAUGGCGAUCGGACUGCGAGAGGCUUUCGUGAAAGUAGAGACUGUCUCCGUGAAGGAGGACUUGCACAAACGCUUCAGGGAGACUCUCAAAAAGUUGGCGCCGGAGUCCAGGGUUCUUGACCCUCAGCAGCUCAGACACGAUCUGGAUGGCCUUUUGUCCAGAAUCAUGGAGGAGUUUAAGCUGAAGCUGAAGCCUUGGCGAAUGCCAGAAGGGGAAGAAGAGCAGGCCUUUACAGAUUUUCAGCUGGUGCUUUCUGAGGCUGUCCACCAGAGAAUCUUAGUGAAUGAUCAGCAGGUGGAAGGUGGCACCCUAAAGCUGCUGGCUUCGCCAGUGGUUGGCACUGGCGGCUACUUUCUAUUGGCACACCACAUCCUUUGCGGCUUAGUGAUGGGAGGAGCAUUAUAUUUCGAUGCCAACAAGCAUGCCCAAAGCCAAUCUGCAGAGCUCUACGAUGUCAAGGUCCUGUCCAGUGUGUGGGAAGAUGUGCAACUAUGGACCAUCCAGCGAUGGAAGGACCUGCAGGCGAUCCAAGUAGCCUUGGGCCGUCUCAACCCUCAGGAUGCAGUGCAGACCUUGAUGAAGGCCUCCAAAACUGCCGGUGCGAUUGCCACGCAAGCAGCCGCAGCUGCGAAUCAAGCUGCGACAUCAUCGAAUUCGAACCAGCAGGCGCAUCAAGGGUGA
Messenger RNA from Symbiodinium natans, 4017 nucleotides. NCBI's taxonomy places the organism in Eukaryota, Dinophyceae, Suessiales, Symbiodiniaceae. The record is from the annotation of a GenBank genome assembly.